AUGACUCCAACCACUUCUUAUAGACAGAAAAUACUUCCAUCGCCAUAGAUUAAUACAAACAGGUAUGAAUCAGAUCAAACUAGGCCAUUAUAUCAAUCAGAGUAGUACUAAUCAAACCUUUAUCGGUCAAACUAAAAUCCUAAAAUUUAAAGCAGUAGCUAGUCUUUGAAGCAAGUCAACCCAGAUAAAUCAAAUAUAAGACAUUCAUAUGCUAAGGAACACAAUAAAAAUUCAUUUUCAGAUAACGUAAACCCUAAGAGGCUUUCACCAAGAAAAUUAAAACCAUAAGAGCAAAAAAUUUCAAAUGAGUCAAGCAGAGUUGCAUCAGAGAAAAAAGUGCCUGUCAGCCUUAAAAAUAAAAAGCAGUAUGAAUAAGUCAGUCAAAUUAUAAAUACUCCAAUUACAGCUCACACUAAUUAAAAUACUCUUAGCAAUCCGUCAAUGGCAAGUCUCAGAACUCAAGUCUAACCUGCUCCAAUUGAUAAGUUGAGAGCUUCAACAAAUGAAAGAAAGGAAGGAUAAGAUUCAAAAUAUUUCAAUAAGCAAUUAGAUGAAAACUACACAUAAAGAAAUUUUAUUUAUCCGAACAACAAACAAGAUACUUAAUUAAAUAGCAAUAAUACUAUUUUGACAAACAGUUCACCAACAACAUAUAGAAAUUAAUAGAAAUAUGCUCAAAUCACCUAGAGAUAAAUCCAGCACCCUCCCACAUAUUAAGCUAAUUAGUAACCAAUCAUUCGAUACUAAAGUCAUUUGAAACUUGAAGAAAUCAGAGAUAAUUAUCCUCCUCAGUAUGAAUAGAACUAGCAAAUAUAUGGAUCUUUGGUCAGCUAAAAUAAUCUUGGUAAUGUUAAUUCUAGUCUCAGUCCAAUAAGAAAGCACUAAGAGUCCAUUGAUAGAUUUAUUGAUACAAUGAGGUAAUAAUAGUACAUUUAAGCUCAAGCUAAUUAAGGUCAUUAACCAUAGAAAUUUAACACCAGAUAAAUAGAUUUAUUUGAAAACCUUGAGAAGGAGUUGAAAUCCAUUAUAACUGAAUUCAAUAAAGAAAGAUCGAAUAAGAAGAAAGAAAUUGAUCACCUUAAGAAACAGAUUAAAGACUUCGAGAUUCAGAUUAAUUAAGAUAGAGAACUAUUCAAUCUUGAAAAGAAGUAGUUGUUAAAGCAAAAGUCAAGCGAAAAGGCAAAGUUGGAUUCAAAAUACUAAAAAUAUAGAGAUAAAUCGAGAUAGCAAGAUAAAGAAAUAAGAAAUUUAAAUAAUUUGAUCGAAGAACAAAACUAGAGAAUAUUUCAACUGGAGUAAGAUAACCAAAGCUUAUAAAGUGCUUUAUUUUAUGAGAAACAAGCUAGUAAAGAACUUGAGGAGACCUCAACAAAAACUCUAAAGAGGGAACUAGCGAGAUAAAUGAGACAGUUAAUCAUCUAGCAUAAAGAAUAGAGUGAAGGAUACGAGUAGUUGAUUUAACAGAAAGAUAAAGAGCUAGAAAAUCUAAGAAAUGAACUUGAAAACCAAAAAAGAGAUAUUUAGAAUUCAUAUAGAUCUAUUGGUGAUAGAGUUGUAAAGCAAAGUUUCCACUUUAACAGUUCAAACAAUAACAUCAAUCCAAAUGUUAGCAAUAGUUAUGGACAAUAAAAUCCAGGUCAGAUUAUGAGCCAAAAAGCUGAUACUAAAAUGAAAAGGUAAUAUGAGAAUUAAAUCAAGGAAAUGAAAGAAAAGAUCUAAUCUCUAGAGAUUAUGUUGGUAGAAUCUGAGAGGAAAUCAAAGAGGGAGUAUGAUAGAGAAGUUGGCAGAUUGAGAUAGAUGUUAUAUCAAUAAAAUUCUGUGGUUAACUACCCUACUCAAUCAAAUGAUACAAGUAAGCAAUCAAGUGGAGAUUAACUAAUGCCUAUUGAAGUCAUAAACGAUAGAUUAGAAAAGAUGAACAUCAACCUCUCAAAUCUGGAAAGAAAAUUCACCUUCUAGCAUUCUUAGCAAUAUAAUGUUCAACUUGAAAACACUUCUUCAAAUUAAAGAAGUGAAGAUUAUAACUACGAUGGAUUUAGUUCAGCAGAAUAAAAUCCAAAGGUAAAUUCAUCCUCAGAGGAGAAUCAGAGAAAUGAGAAUCUUUAUUCUGAGUCGCUUGAAACAAUCCUUGAUCUAUAAUAAAAGAAGCAUUCGCAGUUAAAUAUAACUCAAAACGAUGCUCAAUCGAGCACUGGACCUCAUUAAAUUCUUACUUACAGAUCACAAGGAACAAUAUCAGGAACUGGAGCAGCAACCUAAAGGCAAUAAAUGAGGCAUUUUAAUAACUCAUUCAACCAGAAUAAUAAUAUGAAUGAGGAGCUGGUAUCUGCUAAAAAGCAAUUAGAGUAGUUGAGAGAAGAUAUACAAUUCAUUCUAUAGAAGAAUGAUAUUAACUAAAAGAGCUUAAAGAAAUAAAUUAUCAAUGAGAUUAAAACGUAAUUGUAAAAUAAUUCUAAGCGAUUCGAGGUCUUAGAACAGCUUGUUUUUGAAUCGGUAAGAUAACAAUUCUUUGAAUGA
This is a messenger RNA of Stylonychia lemnae, 2517 nucleotides long. The record is from the annotation of a GenBank genome assembly. Lineage: Eukaryota; Ciliophora; Spirotrichea; Sporadotrichida; Oxytrichidae.